Messenger RNA from Acanthosepion pharaonis, 2352 nucleotides. The record is from the annotation of a GenBank genome assembly. NCBI's taxonomy places the organism in Eukaryota, Metazoa, Mollusca, Cephalopoda, Sepiida, Sepiidae.
AUGACUCAAACUGUUGAUUUCGUGAUCAUCACCACCACCCCCUCUCUCUCUCCCUUUCUCUCUCUCUCUUUCUUUCUCUCUCUCUCUCUCUCUCUCUUUCUCUUUCUUUCUCUCUCUUUCCCACUUCUAUUUUUCUAUAUUUUAGUUUGCUUCACGCUUUCUUGCUUUUUCUUAUUUUUCUCGUUCUUUCUUUUUCUUCUUUUCUUUUUUUCUCUAACUCAUUCUUUCUUUCUUUCUUUUUCUUAUUUGCUUUUUUAUUCUUUCCACAUCUUGUUCUUUCUUUUUCUUAUUUGCUUUGUCUUUUUACCAUUUUUUUUAAUCUGUUCUUUCCUUCUUUCUUUCUUUUUCUUAUAUUCGUCCCUUUUUCUUCUUUCAACUUUCUCCUCCUCAUUCCUUUCUAGUUUUUAUUCUUUCUUGUUCUGUUGCGUUUUCUUCUCUCUCUCUCUCUCUCUCUCUCUCUCUCUCUCUCUCUCUCUCUCUCUCUUGCUUUCUUUAAUUUUCUUUUUUCUUUCUUAUUCCUUCCUCCUUUUCUCCUUUCUGUUCUUUUUCAUUCGUUUUCUUGGUUCUAUUCUUUUUUCUUUAAUCUUUUUCUUUUUUUUAUUCUUUUGCGCUUUUAUCUUAUUAUUUACCUUGUUUCCUAAUUAUUUACCUUGCUUUUCUUUCAAUUGUUUCUCAAUUGUUUUUCAUUCAAUUCUUUCAUUUGUUUUUUCAUUAAUUUUUACUUUAUUCUUUUUCUUUUUACUUUGUAUGCGUUGCUCUCUUUCUUUCUUUCUUUCUUUCUUUCUCAGUUUGAAUUUUUCUUAUUCUGUCCGUCUUUCACGUCAUUGUUUAGAUUUGUCUUUCUUUUAUAUUCAUUCUUUUUACUCUUUCACUCUUUCUUUUGUUUCUUUCUUAUACUCUCUUUACUUUCUUGUUCUUUUUCAUUCAUUCUCGCUAUUUCUGUAUUCCUUUUUCUUUCACUUUUUCCUUUCUUUAUAUUUCUGUUUCUCUUCCUUUUCGUUCUUUCUUUCGCGUUAUCUCUGUAUUUAUUUGUCUCCUUCUUUUCACAUUUUUUUUGUUCCAUUUAGCUAUAUUUUCAUUUGUUUUAUUCUUUUCUUCAUUCUUUCAACUUGGUCUCUUUCCUCGGUCCACUCUGUUCAUAUCUAUCUAUCUAUCUAUCUAUCUAUAGCACUCUGUUCAUAUCUAUCUAUCUAUGUAUCUCUCGCACUCUGUUCAUAUCUAUCUAUCCUCUAUCUAUCUAUAGCACUCUGUUCAUAUCUAUCUAUCUAUCUAUCUACCUAUCUAUCUAUACACUCUGUUCAUAUCUAUCUAUCUAUCCCUCUAUCUAUCUAUAGCACUCUGUUCAUAUCUAUCUAUCUAUCUAUCCCUCUAUCUAUCUAUAGCACUCUGUUCAUAUCUAUCUAUCUAUCCCUCUAUCUAUCUAUAGCACUCUGUUCAUAUCUAUCUAUCUAUCUAUCUAUCCCUCUAUCUAUCUAUAGCACUCUGUUCAUAUCUAUCUAUCUAUCCCUCUAUCUAUCUAUAGCACUCUGUUCAUAUCUAUCUAUCUAUCUAUCUAUUUAUCUAUCUAUAGCACUCUCACUCUGUUCAUAUCUAUCUAUCUAUGUAUCUAUAGCACUCUGUUCAUAUCUAUCUAUCUAUCCCUCUAUCUAUAGCACUCUGUUCAUAUCUAUCUAUCUAUCUACCUAUCUAACUAUAGCACUCUGUUCAUAUCUAUCUAUCUAUCACUCUGUUCAUAUCUAUCUAUCUAUCCCUCUAUCUAUCUAUAGCACUCUGUUCAUAUCUAUCUAUCUAUGUAUCUAUAGCACUCUGUUCAUAUCUAUCUAUCUAUCCCUCUAUCUAUCUAUAGCACUCUGUUCAUAUCUAUCUAUCUAUCACUCUGUUCAUAUCUAUCUAUAUAUCUUAUAUUUUCUGUUUAUAAUUUCUUACUUUUCUUUCUUUCCUGCCUCCUACUAUUUUGCUUCAUGUACCCGACUUUUUAUUUUGUUCACUACUCUUGCUAUUUCUCUCUCUCUCUCUCUCUCUCUCUCUCUCUCUCUCUCUCUCUCUCUCUGCACCCCCCAAUCAUUAUUAUUAAUGAAUAGGUUGCGGCGUCCUGAUGCCAACAGAUGGCAGAGUAUUUCUUCUUUUUAUUCUUUUCUUUUAAUCUUUUUCAUUUAUUCUUUAAAUUCUUUCAUUCAUCUUAGUCUGGCUUUCUUUUUACUUCUUUCUUAUUUCUUCUUUUUCUUCUUUUUCUAUUUUUUGUCCCUCUUUUUCUGUCGCACACAUGUUUCAAAAAACACGAUUACGCGCCUCUACCGUUUAGAUAUUUUUUCAGUGGUAAGAGAACCAAAAAAUAGCAAACAGUUUUUGUGA